AUGCGCAUGAUUCCUGAGCUGAGGUCUGGCGUGCAUAAGGCACUCCACGAUGACCCCGACAUUGUGUCAAAAUCGCUCAGGGAGCAGUUUGAGAAACUACUCCUUCAACCGCUGCUCGAUCUUGACCAACUCGGCCGGCAACCUCAAACCGCUGUGAUAGUGAUCGACGCUUUGGACGAAUGCGAACAUGAUCAAGAUGUCCGGAACAUCAUUCGAUUAUUGGCUCUUCUGCAGAAGGCAAAAUCGGUUCGUCUACGGAUCUUCUUAACGAGCAGACCCGAACUCCCAAUCAGCCUCGGCUUUUCGGAGAUCGCAGAUCAUGGGUAUCAGGACCUAGCUCUUCAUGAGAUACCCGAGGAAGUGACAGAACGUGACAUAUAUUUAUUCCUACAGGACCGAUUUAGGAAAAUUAAACACGACAGAAAUAUUUCCCACGACUGGCCCGGCGAUGACGUCAUCCAAAAAUUGGUCACAGUGUCCGUUCCACUGUUUAUUUCGGCUGCUACUGUGUGCCGCUACAUCGAAAAUGCAAAAUGGGAAUCCAAACUCCGCCUCGAAGAGCUUCUAACGGACCAAGCCAAAUAUGUAUCGAAAAUGGAUAAGAUAUACCUGCCAAUUCUGACGCGACUACUGGACGAUCAAGAGAGUGAUGAAUCGGAGCAGCAGCAGCUCCUGCAAGAGUUCCAGGACAUAGUCGGUGUUAUCAUUCUUCUCGCUGAUCCGCUUUCUAUAAAUGCCCUAUCGCGGUUUACUGGGAUAGGAGCAGACCAGAUCAGCAAUCGAUUAGAUUCAUUCCGCUCUGUUUUGAGCAUUCCCGGUGACCGAGAUUAG
This is a messenger RNA of Penicillium oxalicum, 831 nucleotides long. RefSeq lists its product as uncharacterized. The record is from RefSeq and is a predicted model, not a curated record. The transcript has a single exon. NCBI's taxonomy places the organism in Eukaryota, Fungi, Ascomycota, Eurotiomycetes, Eurotiales, Aspergillaceae. The coding region runs from base 1 to 831 and encodes 276 amino acids.